CAGAAAAAUGGCAAACCGUCAUUGUUCGUUGCGUUGAAGAUGUGAAAUUGCUAUAGCUAGACUGUCGAGUAGAGUUGUGUUCGGUUUUGUUAAAUUGCUCAAUUAGUUGUCUCAUAAGAACUGUGUACAUUAUUGAAGAAUCUUUUUGAUUCAAGCGACUACCGACUAACGAAAGUGAAGCAAACUCUGAAAGAUAAGCAUCCAUCAAUUGCACAACGUAUUUUGAGACCAUGAAUCACAACAACAGUAGCAGAUUUAACUCGUUCGCGUUUGCUAGCGGCGGAAUUGCUGGCAGUGGCGGAGCUCGAGGAGAAUUGAGUAGUGGAAACUUAAGCCGUACGCUCAGUAGUCCUAUGGCAGAAUCCACACAACUGGACAGCAGUGGUAUCCGAGGGAAUCUAUACGGCAGCCCGGUGCGGCAGGUGGGCGUCGUGAAACGGAAGCCUACCUCUCCGUUGCAGAACAGUAGGACCAAUUUCCGAAGCAGUGGGAAUUUGACGACUUCCGGUUUCGGGGUGGGUCGGUUGAUUGAUUCGCAGACUUACACGGAUGCUCAAAGUCGCGGUUUGGUUAAUCGAUUAGUGAAGUAUCACGACAAAGUGCAGUCACCGUUGAACAGAAGUCAGUCGAUGACCAAUCUGUACUCGAAACCGGGUCAGUUUCCGGUAGUUCAUCUUAAGAAAACGGAAAUUAAGUAUUCACCACGUAGGAAUAAUACGUCGAUAACGUCAGUUCGGAUCGCUCCGCCGGAAAAGUCGGUGUUUCAGGCCAACACAAGAUCGAACAUUUUACGAGCAGGUUCGUUGCUGAUUCCAGCCGAACCUCAUCUGAAGAUGGCUCGGACUCAGCAGCACGGGAAUGAAAUUGAUGCCGAAAAUCGGGUGAUUGCACCGACGGCAGAACUGGAACCAGCUCCAACGCGAAGUGUUCUCGAUGCUUUGAAGGAAAUCUCUCGCAAGCGGAUAAACAAUGAAGAACUGGAUGCUGAUAGAAUUAAGAAACAGUGCAAAGAACUGUCGGAAGUUGAUUCCGGUGGUGCGGGGACAAAACGAACCCGUGAAAUGACUUCAUCUACAUCACCUCCGUCCCGGGGUACGACGGAUCAGCAGCUACAGAAGAAACGAUUGUGUAGUAAGAAUAACGAUAUAUCGAGUUCGCUGAGCUCUAGCUUGGUGAUGAAUACACCGAAGCGAAUGGAACCCGUGAUGCCUCGACCGGGUAGGUUAAAUGUAGAUCAGUCAUUUUCGACGCCAGCCGCUUUUAAUGCGACUGCACCAGUUAAUAUUGUAGAAAGUCUGGAGCCGGUAAAAUUGAACAGAAUUGAUUCGGCUCCGUUACCACAAAUAGCAAGAAUCGUUCCCGAAAUUCAGACGCCUGUGCCCGUUCGUCCUCAACCGAAGCAACCGAAACUAACGCUGUUUAACAAAAAGUACGACGAAACGAUAGUCCGACCUGCGUCCACUGACAGCGAAGAUCAAGACGACGACGAUGAACUGGGAGGGCGGAUUAGUUUUAUCAAACCGAAAGAUAAAUCGCCCAUCUUGAGCAGUGACAGAAUUGCACUGAAACAAGUCGAACGUUCGAAGCUGUCCAUGAUACUGAGCUGUUUGAGUGAUGAUUACGACAAGGACGGCGAACCACCGAAGAGCGUGGCACUGCAGACUUCAUUUUUCGCGAAAGAUGCCGUGGAUGCACCGGCGCCAAAGGCUCAGGAGAAAACAAAUGAAAGUAUUUCCGUUCCAAAGUUGAGCGGUAUCUCAGCUUUGAUGAAUAGUCCGAUAAAAGAUCCGGGUCUGGGGAAGAUUGAUCCAUCGAAACCGGUGGAAAAAGCUAGUUUAAUAGAGAAACCUAAGUCCAGUAUCGGAUUCGCUUUUGGAGCAACGACUGCUGCUACCAAUCUGGCACCGAAUGCCGCAAAACAAUCGGAUACAUCAUUUGCAUUUGGGACGCCCACCAAGCCGAUUGCUACAGAGGAAAAGUUAUCGGGAAAUGCUGCCGGUGGAUUUACGUUCGGUACGUCAGCAGCGCCCGUUGCCAAGACGGAUCCACCUCCGGCAUACAGUUUUCCUACUGCGAUAACAACUUCGUCGUCAGCUCCGAUUAAACCUAACUCUAUGGUGACGAUUUCAACAUCCUCGCAAGCUGCUACACCUGCUCCGGCUACGACCAACGACCUUAUAAGCUUUUCUCCAGCUCCUUUGGCGAAGUCGCAGAAUGAAAGUUCCGGAUUUUCAACUCCAGCAGCGCUUUCCACAUCCACAUCGGCUACCACCCAACCAACAACUACUUUUGGAAGUGGAUUCAGCGCCUUCAAACCUGCAGCUACCGCCGCUCAGUCUACUACAGUAACGGUGACCACAAGUGUCACAUCGUUACCGACUUUCGGUAAUCCGACUCCUGCAACGUCGGCCACGAAUAACGUAGGAUUUUCCUUUGGAACAUCCGCUCCCAAGCCGGCAACCCCGCCAGCAGUUGGCUUCAAUGUUGCAACAAGCAAGCCUCCAACAGCGGCUGUAGCCCCAACAACAGCAGUCCCGUCAUCAACGGCCACCAACGAAACUCCAUCGUUCGGAGCUUUCGCCGCGAAACCCGCAACAACAACCGUGGCAUCUUUCGGCACUCCGACAACCGCAACGCCAGCCUUCGGUUUCUCAGCAACGGCCUCAUCUGCUUCCUCUGGAUCCAUCAACGCUUUAGGAGGUUUCGGCACCAACAGCUCGGCGGCAACGACCACCGCAACAAACUUUGGAACUACCGUCACCCCGUCAAACGCUAGCAGCAAUAUCUUCGGUUCAUCAGCUGCAACGGCUCCCGCUAAAACCGAAGCGCCCAGUUUUGGUCAAUCAAAUCUGAACUCAACUUUUUCUUUCUCGGCAACGUCUGCCACGGCGACGGCAGCCGCACCCAAUCCCAGUAUUUUCUCCUUCGGUGUUGCUCCGUCGAAUGCCGUCACUUCGGCACCGUCAAACAUGUUUGGAAAUAGUAACAACAACUCAAAUAGUAACAAUAAUAAUAACAACAACAGCGCCCCAACAUUCGGCGGAAUCAAAUCCAAUGCAGUACCAUCGUUCGGUUCCUCGCCGGCCUCCAGUGGUCAAAAUGUUCAACCAUCGCCAUUCGGAACAGCCUCGACAACCAUCAACAGUGCUGCUCCCGCUUUCGGAACGUCCAGCAGUGGAUUUGGUGCUGCACCAACUUUCGGUGCUAAUUCCACACCCAACUCAAGUUCUGUUUUUGGAAACGUCUCCAACGUUGCCCCGAAUGCAUCUCCAUUCGGCUCGACCGGAGCAUCAUCCAACUCUGCCGGAGGUGGUAUUUUCGGUUCUGCAAUAGCUUCUAACAACAACAGCAACAAUACUAACAACAACCAAUCAACAUCAACCGGUGGACCAUUCACAUUUGGAGGUUCUUCGGUUGCUGCUUCUGCUACCACUUCCUCCACCAACAAACCGUUCUCGUUUGGUGGUGCCAACAAUGCCAUCGGUAAUUCUUCCGUACCAACCGCCAAUCCUAUCAAAUCGAACAGCUUCUCGUUUGCGGCUGGUUCGAAUGCCAAUGCACAUCAGUCGACUGCUCCGACAGGAGCAGUACCGAAUGCAUCGUUCAGUUUUGCUGGUGCCUCAAACAUGAACAACAAUGCGGCCCCCUCUCAACCAACCUUCGGAGGUACCAACAGUGCGUUCUCUUUCGCCUCCAACACCAUUAGCAACAACAAUGUCAAUAGCAACAAUAACAACAACAACAACAGUAACACCAAUCAAGCAACGGUGAAACCAUUUUCCUUCGGAGGUGCCACCAACAAUCCACAGCCGACACCGGUUGCUCCAGCGGUUGGUGGUGGUAUCUUUGGUGGCGUAGCAUCCAUUCCUACGGCGACAUCUCCUCCGGCUUUUAACUUUUCUGCCGGUUCGAAUCCUCCUUCGUCGGGUGGUGCAUUCUCAUUCAAUAGCCCAAACAGCGUCCCGGUGGCUGCCGCCGGAGGUCCCUUCUCGAUGUCCAACGGUGCCGGGGUGAUGGGACCGGCUGCCGGGGCCCCGAUGUUCAGUAUAGGCACCGGUGGAGGAACCCAACCACGGAGAACUAUCAAAUUGGCGACCAGGCGACACAAGUGAGGGACAGCCUCAUGCAGCGGGAAAAUUUAGCGAUAAAAUAGAUGUUAUGUAUAUUAGUUUUGUUCUUGAUUAUUUUUUUUUUUGUAUCAAUGUAUAGUUUUUCCUUACCUUUUUUUUUUGGCGCAUGAUUUUUAUGUAGAAUUAUUUUUCUAACGUAAAAAAAUCUAGCUUGUACAG
Molecule: messenger RNA, 4289 nt
Organism: Malaya genurostris
Lineage: Eukaryota; Metazoa; Arthropoda; Insecta; Diptera; Culicidae
Exons: 4
Coding region: 231-4112 (1293 amino acids)
Source: RefSeq, a predicted model, not a curated record